This is a messenger RNA of Manis pentadactyla (Chinese pangolin), 2419 nucleotides long. RefSeq names its product phosphoribosyl pyrophosphate synthetase associated protein 2 (gene PRPSAP2). The transcript has 13 exons. The coding region runs from base 528 to 1685 and encodes 385 amino acids. The record is from RefSeq and is a predicted model, not a curated record. Gene Ontology annotation, biological process: purine nucleotide biosynthetic process; 5-phosphoribose 1-diphosphate biosynthetic process. Gene Ontology annotation, cellular component: cytoplasm; ribose phosphate diphosphokinase complex. Gene Ontology annotation, molecular function: ribose phosphate diphosphokinase activity; magnesium ion binding. Lineage: Eukaryota; Metazoa; Chordata; Mammalia; Pholidota; Manidae.
AAAACAGAUUGUAGAUUGGUAUGAUGAUCUCUUUUGAUGUUAGAAAUGUAUUUUUAUAUGUACUUUUUAUGAGGGUCACGUAUGAAUGUGUAAAGGCCUGAUGGUGUCUAUUAUCAAACUAAUUAUUCAUUUCUGGGUAGGUGGGUGGGAAGGAGUGUGGAACCGGGGCUGGUGGCUUUAGCCUAAACUAUGUUUCAGUUUUUUACAAGGAUAAUGUGUUUGUAUAUUACUUGUGAAAUUAAGAUUUAAGAAUAACAAAAGAAAGGUCUGCUCAGCUUCAGCCCUUUCAUAAACUCCACCAGCCUUCCCAGAGCCAUCCCAAGUAAACGGCGGGCUUGUGGGAAAGUGCCCUGCCCCCACAUUGUUGCUGCUGCAUCCAGACCUGCACCUUCCUUGGUGGAGGAAUUUUGUUGUCAGAGAAUAAAAGGAGGUUGUCCAUAACUGACUUUAAGCAGCAAACAAUAGAACACUGAGCUCUUCAGCUCCGCCUUUCUUGCUCUGAGAUUUGGAAAACCAAAAAGGUUUUGAUGUUUUGUGUGGCGCCACCUGAAUUAGAAACCAAGAUGAACAUAACUAAAGGAGGUCUGGUGUUGUUUUCAGCAAAUUCUAAUUCAUCGUGUAUGGAGCUUUCAAAGAAAAUUGCUGAGCGGCUGGGGGUGGAGAUGGGCAAAGUGCAGGUUUACCAGGAACCUAACAGAGAAACAAGAGUACAAAUUCAGGAGUCCAUAAGGGGAAAAGAUGUUUUCAUCAUCCAGACUGUUUCAAAGGAUGUGAACACCACCAUCAUGGAGCUCCUGAUUAUGGUGUAUGCAUGUAAGACCUCUUGUGCCAAAAGCAUCAUAGGCGUGAUUCCCUACUUUCCAUACAGCAAACAGUGCAAGAUGAGAAAAAGAGGCUCUAUUGUUUCUAAGUUGCUGGCUUCGAUGAUGUGCAAAGCGGGUCUAACUCAUCUUAUUACUAUGGAUUUACACCAGAAGGAAAUUCAGGGCUUCUUCAAUAUCCCUGUUGAUAAUUUAAGAGCAUCUCCCUUCUUAUUACAGUAUAUUCAAGAAGAGAUCCCGGAUUACAGGAAUGCGGUGAUUGUUGCCAAGUCUCCAGCCUCAGCCAAGAGGGCGCAGUCUUUUGCCGAGCGCCUGCGACUGGGAAUUGCAGUCAUUCACGGAGAAGCACAGGAUGCCGAGUCUGACUUGGUGGAUGGACGGCAUUCCCCACCCAUGGUCAGGAGUGUAGGGGCCAUUCACCCCAGCCUGGAAAUCCCCAUGCUGAUUCCUAAAGAAAAACCCCCAAUCACAGUUGUUGGUGAUGUAGGAGGGAGGAUCGCCAUCAUUGUGGAUGACAUUAUCGAUGAUGUUGACAGCUUUCUUGCUGCAGCAGAGACGCUGAAGGAAAGAGGUGCAUAUAAGAUCUUCAUGAUGGCAACUCAUGGCUUGUUAUCUUCAGAUGCUCCCCGGCUGAUUGAGGAAUCUGCCAUUGACGAGGUGGUGGUUACCAAUACAAUUCCACAUGAAAUCCAGAAGCUCCAGUGCCCCAAAAUUAAAACUGUGGAUAUCAGCAUGAUACUUUCAGAAGCCAUUCGUCGGAUUCAUAAUGGACCCUGCACAUUACUGAUGCACAGUCAUUUGACUGCAGCAAGAGAGGAAUUUGAAUCCCAGGCUUUGAGCCACGGGAGCAGGUCAGUGAGUUAGCUUGAGCUGCUCUCUGCAUCUUGGAGUGGCAUUGUUUUGCUACCUGUUCAAUAGCACAGCCAUUCUCAAAAUAGAAUGUACCACUGCAUGCUCUGGAGGAUGGAAUCCUGGUGGGGGGUCACAAAGGACAAGUGAUGUGAUCCUUGUCAGUGACAGGCAUUUAAGUAUUGUCUAUCUUAGAGUUUUGAGUUCAGAACUCAAAACUUGUACCUUGGAGUUUAUCAGACUGUGGAACACCAGGGUCCCAUGAGUUAUGCCAGUGUCACAUAAUGGCAGUCCUAACUAAUUUAGGGAGGGAAAAAUUAAUAUUUUCUCACAAAGAAAAACAUUACUUUUUCUUCCAAAAAACCUUAAAUUUGUUUUCUGCCUAUCUGUGAAAUCUGGAAUGAAGCAGCAGUUGAUUUAGCACAAAAUUAAGAUUAGUCACUAACUGUUUACCAUGUUAGGGUGUCCUGUUGCUCCCAAGAAAUCAGUCUGACUCUUGGGGGCCUGCCCUGUAGAAGACGUGGGGCCCUGCAUGUGCAGAAACACUGAAGCCCCCACUUCUGGCAGCUGUCCCAGGUAUUAUAUGGUGUCCUGCACAUCCUCUUUGUGCUCAUCACAACCAUCAAUGUCCAGCCCCCCUUCCUGACAUGAUGCUUCAACACCCCAUGAUGGUUAUUCUGUUACAUGUGUAUGAAAGUAACACAUGUUAAUUAUUUUAAGUAAUUCACAUUGGUGUUAGAGUUACAGUC